CUGAAUACAAGGUCUAUAAAAGACGAUAUGCGAUAUUAGCGAUAUUCACGUUGUACUCCGCAUGUAAUGCCAUGCAAUGGAUACAGUACAGUAUUAUUAACAACCUGGUCACAAAAUAUUACAGUGUUAGCGACAAAUGGGUCGACUGGACAUCUAUGAUUUACAUGUUUCUUUACAUUCCAAUGGUUUUUCCUGGUAGUUGGUUUUUGGACAAAAUGGGUCUACGUAUUACAGCUAUAGUUGGUAUUGUGGGCACCUGCAUUGGCUCUUGGAUAAAAGUGUUUUCAGUUGAACCAGAUUUAUUUUAUGUUACAUUCUUGGGGCAAUCUAUUGUUGCACUUUCACAGGUUUGCAUUUUAUCACUUCCAGCGCGGCUUGCAGCAGUUUGGUUUGGACCGAAUCAAGUUUCUUCAGCUUGCAGUGUUGGUGUUUUUGGAAAUCAGGUAAGUGAAGCAUUUAGAAUAUUAAUUUUU
Teleopsis dalmanni is the source of this 473-nucleotide messenger RNA. RefSeq lists its product as uncharacterized. Lineage: Eukaryota; Metazoa; Arthropoda; Insecta; Diptera; Diopsidae. The annotation marks the transcript as partial. The record is from RefSeq and is a predicted model, not a curated record. Gene Ontology annotation, molecular function: heme binding; heme transmembrane transporter activity. Gene Ontology annotation, cellular component: membrane. Gene Ontology annotation, biological process: heme export; transmembrane transport. The transcript is spliced from 4 exons.